AUUAACUAUUAUUUAUAAAACAGUAUGGAUAUGCACCGAAAGGAUCCUCUUUGAUCAUGUACUGCCACAAGCGCUACCUUCAUUGCCAGUUUUCUGUCCAAACUGAUUGGCCUGGGGGCAUCUACGCAUCACCAAAUCUUGGAGGUAGUCGAGCAGGUGGACUUAUUGCAGCUUGUUGGGCAUCACUCUUGUUCUUUGGAAAAGAAGGCUACACUAGUAAAACAAAACAAAUCAUUUCAACAGCAAGGUUUCUUAAUGAAAGACUGAAAGAAAUUCCUGGCAUAUUUAUUUAUGGUAAACCUCUAAUGAGUGUUGUGGCGAUUGGCUCCAAAGAGUUUAACAUAUAUCGUCUGACCAGUGCCUUGACCAAGAAGGGAUGGAGUCUCAAUAUGCUGCAGUUUCCUAAAGGUUUUCACAUCUGUGUCACAAUGCUGCACACCCUGAACGGAGUAGCCGAACAAUUUAUUGAUGAUGUUCGUCAGUGUACAAAAGAAAUAAUGCAGGACCCUAAGGCUGUUGCUACUGGCACUGCUGCUGUUUAUGGAAUGUCGCAAAGUAUACCCGACCGCUCUUUGGUAUCGGAAGUAGGAUGGAUUUUCCUGGAUACUUGCUACAGUACUGAUGUAACCAAUGGCAAAAUCUCUUCUUAAAUGUUGAAUUUUAAACUUAUCGUGGACAGGGACAUAAAUAUUGUUAAUUGGUGAAAUAUCAAACAUUUAAUGAAAGAUUGCUUAUUUUUUAAGUUGUGAUCUCUGUAAUUUCUAGCUCCUUAUUUUUGUCAGAUUUUAUAACAAAUUAACUUAUAUUGUUGUGCUAAAUUAUCAUUGCAUAUUAUUUACAUUAUAAAUUUAGUUCGUCAUUCUAGUCAGUCUUUAAAUGUUUCACACACACAAUACCAUUUAAAGAGUAUUUAGAAACUUGUUUUUUGACAGAUACUGUAAUUUCAAUGCAGUGCAGUUAAAUUUAUAUACCAUUCUUUAUGUAUUACUCUGUGCAAUGGCACAGUCUUGUUUGACAUUUUAUCAUGAACAAAUUUUACUCCCAAAUACCAGUCAAGAACAAAAAGCCAAAUGUUUCGAGUAGGUUGAGGAUCAGUAUGAAUUUUAAAAUACUUGCAUACGUUACUUUAUCUAAGAGUGAACAGUUGCAAGAUAUUUAAGUUUUAAUCAGUUACUUGGUAAUAACUUUAAAGUAAAUAAGGAGUUUGUGGUUGAUAAAGUUUUUAUGAUUUCUGGACAAAUGAAACUUCUAACUCGAUCAAUAAAAAGUGAAAAUCUGUGCUCAA
Messenger RNA from Limulus polyphemus (Atlantic horseshoe crab), 1285 nucleotides. Its product is annotated as sphingosine-1-phosphate lyase-like. The transcript has 4 exons. Gene Ontology annotation, cellular component: endoplasmic reticulum. Bases 57 to 650 code for a protein of 197 amino acids. Gene Ontology annotation, molecular function: sphinganine-1-phosphate aldolase activity. Gene Ontology annotation, biological process: sphingolipid catabolic process. Lineage: Eukaryota; Metazoa; Arthropoda; Merostomata; Xiphosura; Limulidae. The record is from RefSeq and is a predicted model, not a curated record.